CCGCCUCAGCCCCGUCCCUCGCCCCGCUCCAUCCUCCCUGCUCUCCGCCGGCCCAGACGGCAGGCGGGAGUAGCGGCAGCGGCAGGCGAGAGCAGCCCCCUCGCCCGCCCCUCUCGGCAGCCUUCCUCCUCCUCCUCCUCCUCGCCAGCCCCACACGAGCUAAAGGAAACUCCAAGGACGCCCCGAGGCAAAGGAGAGCGAGCGAGCGAGCGGGGAAGGAGAGAGGCGGGAGGCGGGCAGCAGGCAGGCGGGCGAGGGAGAAGCGCCCAUCCCUUUCCCCCUCACGGCAAUGUCCAAGGGCUUGAAGAAGAAAAGCCACUGGACGAGCCGAGUCCAUGAGUGUGUCAUCGUGAGGAGCCAGGAGGGCCAGCUGGGCUUCGAGCUGAAGGGGGGCGCCGAGAACGGGCAGUUCCCGUACCUGGGGGAGGUCAAGCCCGGCAAGGUGGUCUACGAGAGCGGAGGCAGCAAGUUGGUGCCCGAGGAGCUGCUGCUGGAGGUGAACGAGACCCCCGUGGCCGGGCUCACCAUCCGGGAUGUGCUGGCCGUGAUCAAGCACUGCAAGGACCCCAUCCGGCUCAAGUGCGUCAAGCAAGGUGGAAAGCCCAGGAUAGCAGCAUUCUUCCAGCCCUGGGGAGUCCUGAGCAGUGGAGGCAUUGUUGAUAAGGAUCUUCGUCGCUACCUCAAUUUACGGUUCCAGAAGGGUUCAGUGGACCACGAGCUCCAGCAGAUCAUCAGAGACAAUCUCUACCUCCGAACAGUGCCAUGCACUACAAGGCCUCAUAAGGAGGGGGAAGUCCCUGGUGUGGAUUAUAUUUUCAUCACUGUUGAAGAUUUUAUGGAACUAGAGAAAAGUGGUGCUCUUUUAGAAAGCGGGACAUAUGAAGACAACUACUACGGUACUCCAAAGCCUCCAGCAGAGCCAACCCCAUUAUUGUUAAAUGUAACAGACCAGUUACUCCCCGGUGCAACACCCAGUGCUGAAGGCAAACGCAAAAGAAAUAAGUCGGUGAGCAAUAUGGAGAAGACUGGAAUAGAGCCCCCAGAGGAAGAGGAGGAAGAAAGAGCUGUCGUCAACGGAAACGGCAUGGCAAUAACACCAGAAUCAAGUGAGCAUGAAGAGAAGAGUACAGGUGCCUCAGGUGAAACUUCCUCACAGCCUUAUCCUGCACCAGUAUAUAGCCAACCUGAAGAGGUAAAAGAGGAUAUGGAUGUAACAAAGCAACCCAAACCAGAAGAAAAUGAUGAAUUGGGCCCAUUGCCUGACAAUUGGGAGAUGGCCUACACAGAGAAGGGAGAAGUCUACUUCAUUGACCAUAACACAAAGACAACAUCAUGGCUGGAUCCACGACUUGCGAAAAAGGCUAAACCUCCCGAAGAGUGCAAAGAAAAUGAUCUUAAUCUAAUGGGUCGGAUCCAAAGGUUCCCUUCUUCCGACGGAGGAAGCUUUCCUCUGACAGAGGAAGAGAAUAAAGAGCUACCAUAUGGCUGGGAGAAAAUUGAUGAUCCCAUUUAUGGCACUUAUUAUGUUGACCACAUAAAUAGAAGAACACAAUUUGAAAAUCCUGUUUUGGAAGCAAAGAGGAAGCUCCAGCAGCGUGCCAUGACCAACGCAGAACUUGGAACCAAGCCUAUGCCGGCCCAAGGUUUCCGAGGUACAGUAUCAUUAGAAAGCUCCUCAUCAACAUUACCUAGGCCCAAACUUGUUCACCCGUGCCCAGCGCCUCAGAGGUCUCGCAGUGUGAGUGACCUGUCUCUGUAUCGGCGGGACAUUGCUGGAGUGUACAGGCUUUAUGAAAAACCGCUCUUCACCCGUGAUGCCUCACAGCUGAAAGGGACUUUCCUCAGCACGACUCUUAAAAAAAGCAAUAUGGGCUUUGGAUUUACCAUCAUUGGUGGGGAUGAGCCCGAUGAGUUUCUCCAGGUGAAGAGUGUCAUUCCUGAUGGGCCUGCAGCACAGGAUGCCAAAAUGGAAACAGGUGAUGUCAUUGUCUAUAUUAAUGAAGUUUGUGUCCUUGGGCAUACUCACGCAGAUGUAGUCAAACUCUUCCAGUCUGUUCCCAUUGGUCAGAGUGUCAACCUGGUGCUAUGUCGUGGAUACCCUCUGCCCUUUGAUCCUGAAGAUCCUGCCAACAGCAUGGUGCCACCACUUGCAGUCAUGGAGAGGCCUCCAGUAGUAGUAAAUGGAAGACAUAACUAUGAAACUUAUUUGGAAUACAUUUCUAGAACUUCUCAGUCUGUUCCAGAUGUAACAGAUCGGCCACCACAUUCCUUGCACUCCAUUCCAGCAGAUAGUCAGCUUGAUAGCACAUUCCCACCACCUGUUCAUGAUGAUAAUGUAUCAAUGGCUUCUUCUGGGGCCACGCAAGCUGAACUCAUGACCUUAACCAUUGUGAAAGGGGCCCAGGGCUUUGGCUUCACUAUAGCAGACAGUCCCACAGGACAGAGGGUGAAGCAAAUUCUAGACAUUCAGGGGUGCCCUGGUUUAUGUGAAGGUGACCUCAUUGUUGAGAUCAACCAGCAGAAUGUACAGAACAUGAGCCAUGCAGAAGUAGUGGAUAUACUUAAAGAAUGUCCAGUUGGAAGUGAGACUUCUUUGAUUAUCCAUAGAGGAGGAUUCUUUUCACCAUGGAAGACUCCAAAACCUAUGAUGGAACGAUGGGAGAAUCAAGGCAGUCCACAGACGAGUUUAUCUGCUCCAGCUGUCCCACAGAACAUCCCCUUUCCGCCUGCCCUUCACAGGAGUUCUUUUCCUGAUUCAACAGAGGCCUUUGACCCAAGGAAACCUGACCCAUAUGAGCUGUAUGAGAAAUCACGAGCUAUUUAUGAAAGUAGGCAGCAAGUGCCGCCCAGGACUGGUUUUCGAAUGGAUUCCUCAGGUCCAGAUUACAAGGAGUUGGAUGUUCAUCUUCGGAGAAUGGAAUCUGGAUUUGGCUUCAGAAUCCUUGGAGGAGAUGAACCUGGACAGCCUAUUUUAAUUGGAGCAGUAAUUGCCAUGGGCUCAGCCGACAGAGAUGGCCGCCUACAUCCUGGUGAUGAGUUGGUCUUCGUCGAUGGAAUUCCAGUGGCUGGCAAAACUCACCGAUAUGUGAUUGACCUCAUGCAUAAUGCAGCUCGAAAUGGGCAAGUGAAUCUAACUGUGAGAAGAAAGGUGCUACCCACAGACUCCUGGAGUCAGAAAAAUUCUCUCCAGCCUGGUGCAACGCCCCCUAGCAGCUCCCCAAACCUUAGGAAAAUGGCCAAUAGCCAAGGAGAACCGUGUCCUGAGAAUGGCAGGAGUCCAGGCUCUGUGUCUACGCACCACAGUUCUCCAAGAAGCGACUAUGCCACAUAUGCUAACAGCAAUCAUGCUGGAUCAAGUAGCAAUGCUACACCCCCAGAGGGCUUUGCUUCGCACAGCUUGCAAACAAGCGAUGUUGUCAUCCAUCGCAAAGAAAAUGAAGGGUUUGGUUUCGUUAUCAUUAGCUCCUUGAACAGGCCUGAAUCUGGAUCUACAAUAACUGUACCCCAUAAAAUAGGCCGGAUAAUUGAUGGAAGCCCCGCUGAUCGCUGCGCAAAGCUCAAAGUCGGAGACCGGAUCUUAGCUGUGAACGGCCAGUCUAUUAUUAACAUGCCUCAUGCAGAUAUUGUGAAGCUAAUUAAAGAUGCUGGUCUUAGUGUAACUCUUCGCAUCAUUCCUCAGGAGGAGCUGAACAGCCCAGCUUCCGCACCCAGCUCAGAAAAACAGAGCCCCAUGGCGCAGCAGCACAGCCCCAUGGCUCAGCAAAGCCCCCUAUCCCAGCAGAGCCCCGUAACACAGCCAGCGCCUCCACAGCCUCUCCAGUCCCAAGGACACGAAAACAGUUAUAGGUCAGAGGUAAAAGCAAGGCAGGAUGUGAAGCCCGACAUCCGACAACCUCCCUUUACAGACUAUAGGCAGCCUUCAACGGACUAUAGGCAGCCUCCAUUAGACUACAGACACCCUCCAGUUUUGGAUUACCAGCAACCGCCACCUCUGGACUACCGACAGCCCCCGUUGAUAGACUACAGGCAACAUUCUCCUGACACCAGGCAAUACCCUUUAUCAGAUUACAGGCAGCCCCAGGACUUUGAUUAUUUUACUGUGGACAUGGAGAAGGGAGCCAAAGGAUUUGGAUUCAGCAUUCGAGGAGGAAGAGAGUACAAAAUGGAUCUCUAUGUGUUGAGGUUGGCAGAAGAUGGGCCAGCAAUAAGAAACGGAAGAAUGAGGGUGGGGGAUCAAAUAAUUGAAAUUAAUGGGGAAAGCACAAGGGACAUGACACAUGCCAGAGCAAUAGAACUAAUCAAAUCUGGCGGCAGGAGAGUGCGGUUGCUACUGAAACGUGGAACCGGGCAGGUCCCAGAAUAUGACGAACCAAACUGCUGGAGUUCUCCCUCUGCCACCUCCCCAGGUCUGCCGGAAGUAACUAUUUCCCUUGAUGACAUUCUCUCACCAUUAUCUUCAUCACAUCUAGCCCAACCCUCUGACCCUUCCCACCAGAUAAACCCAGAGCCAACAUGGGAUAUCAAGAGGGAACAUGAUGUAAGAAAACCAAAGGAGCUUUCAGCAAAUGGCCACAAAAAGAAAAGGGUAGGUGAGGAGAGAGAGAGGUCUGCAAGUCCUAAAAAGGUAGACAGGUCAAAGCACGAAGAGGCUUCUCGGAAAGGAAGCUCAGAAGGCAAGGGCAAGGCUGGCGAAAGCGGCCGGCCAGCGUCGGAAAGCAAGGCGGUUGGACUGAGCACAAUGGCCGAGGCUGCGGUACGAGAUCUUGGGUGUGCAGGAACCAAUGAUGAACUGGCCGGGAGAUCCAAGUGGAUGGAAAGCAAAAGAGGAGGAUCGCUCGGUGCAAAAGAUCACAGCGCCACAGCUGCCACAGGGAAGAAGUUGGCUGCAGCUUCCGAACACGUCAAGCUCGAUUCCAUUGGUGCUACAAAGACAUACAGUAGCAAUAGCAGCAGCUCGCAUGGAAGUGACACGGAUCACAGCCAGAAGGAAUCUGAACGGAAGCUCAGUGAGUUCCCACGGAAGGGACACCUCCACUCCAUUAGCACACGUAGCACGAACACGACAGCCCGGAAGGCAACUGUCUCACCAGGACCAUGGAAGAUUCCUGGUUCUGACAAGCUACCUGAUGUACUAAAAUCUGGCACUUCAGCUAUGAGCAGAUAAAUCAGGGACUGUUGCCUUCUAACUGUUUCGCAGUGAUGCAGAACAUCCUUCUUAGCGUCUGUCUCACAUUGAUUUACUUUAAUUUAUUUUAACUGUCACACACACACACACAUACAUGCUCAAAACACUGAGAAAUGGAAACAAUAACAUGUAUUUCCAUGACAGCGUGCAUAGCGUCCUAAUAAGUUGAAGCAGCAUAUAGUCACACAGUAUUUAAAUGUGACCCUAAAGUCCCCCAGUUUCAUUUCAGAGACUUUGGCAGCUAUGGAAGAAACCAAAAUAAUAUGAAGGACAGUCAACCACAAGGACAGUGCAGUGUAGCUUUAGUAUGUUGUUUUCCACUGCAUGAAGGACUUUGGAUUUUCGUUCAAACUUUAUAUCAAGAAACUGGAAGAAGUUAGAGCAAUCACAAACUGGAACAUCGCCUUAAAUAAAACUGCACGGAGAAAGCUAAAAGUGGAAAAAGAAAUCUUUUAUCUGAGUUAAAUGUUGUAAAUAAAUUGUUCUCAACAUAUCCAGACAGGGGUUUGAAGCAUUUGAAAUUGUAUAUCCAUGACAUGUCUCCACUGUUAACACUUUGGAAAAGAUCACCCAAAACCAGUAGCAUAAUUCGUUAUGCAAGAUGUGCAAUCCUAGUGGAUUAGCUGGUGCGAUACCAUUUCUACUGCCAUUUUUGUGAACAACCCAUAUUUCUGUAUGUUGGGGUGGAAUUGUAUCCACAAACCUAGCCUCAAAAAGGAGAUUGCCACAGGUUACUCACACUCCCCCACCCCAUGCACCAGGAUUACUUGGUACCAUACAAAUUUUGACAUGGAGAACUGUAACAUGCAGUUCCCAGACCACUAUGAUGAGAAGGUGAUUCUUGAAAGAUUGAAAAAUGCAGUUUCCUUUCAGAAAGCCUCCAUCUCCUGCAGGAACUAUUAAUUGCCUCAACACUUGUCCAACUCUCAUUUAACACAACUAUCCUUGAGUUUUUGUCUCCCAUCACACGCUAAGAAAUUCUAAGGCAGAGCUCCAAGAGACAUCCUCGUCCGUUAUCUGAAGUCAUAUAUACGUCAGGCAUCCAGCUCUUAUCUUGCGUCCAUAUUUUUAUUCAGAACAUUCUUGCUUUUAACUUUCGAAUCUCAAGUGCCAUGAGAACAUUUCAACCCACGCCAGUGAAGUACAGCUUCUCCAAUGAGCUCCAUUAAUCAAUUCUUUAUCCCUGAGAGGUUUGCUAUUUUCCCAGCAACAGCAAUACAAACAACAGCAACUCGGUAAUAAUGUGGGGGUUUUUUUAAUAAAUAAAAAAAUCGCCAAGAUAACUAUGCUUAGGAAGGAUGUGUUUGGCAAACUCUCGUGUAACUGGGAAAUACAUUGCUCGAUGAUGGAGCAAAAAUCCUGUUGGUGGAAGUUUUGAUUUGGAGAAGGCUGUGAGGCAGUGAUGGGAUGUUAGCCAUUCUGGUGCUGGGCAGCAAGGAGAACAGUUUCUUGCUAGCUCUCCCAGCUUCAUUUUUCCUCCAGGAGAUACGGAGGCAUCAUUCUACCAUAGUUGGGAAAAGGCAAAAGAAAGGAUUUUGCACCUUUUAAACAAGAUGCGUAUUUUAAGAACUAGUCCCAUUAUAAUUUUUUAAGAAAGCACAAAGAUAUGUAGCUGUUUACAAAAUAUAUAUAUAUAUAUAGUUUUUAAUUAAGAAAUUAGAGAUAUAUCUUUAUCCUCCAACCUAGACAUUUGGCAUAAUUCGCUGUUAAUUUAUUAAAUCUGGAUGUUGGACAAAAUUUCCCUAAUCUAAAUGGAAAUGCACAUCCAUCAAUAUUAUUUCCUAUGUAUAAUGAACAGAAACAAACAGCAUUGGGGAGUAAAUAGUUGAGAUUAUGCUUGCAUAAACUCCGAUUUGCACAGUGCCCAGCAAAUCCUUCUGCAGUAAUUGCUUUAUGCGGUUGUAAUUGAUAACCUGUGAAGACAGCACAUCAUCUAAACCCCAUUCCAAAUAAUAUUUCUGUGUAGUGUUAGCUGUGAAUUUACCUUGUACAGCUCUAUCGCUAUAAAUAUAAUUCCAUGUAUUAAUAGUCACAGAAAGGCUGUAAGUGAGCAACUAUUUUUAUGAAACGCACCACUAUGGAUAAAUUAACUUUUACAGAAAUCUUGUUUACUGUAUGAUAUUCUAAACCACUCAAAUAAAAUAUAUAUCCAAGAAUCUUUUUCCCAA
Molecule: messenger RNA, 7353 nt
Organism: Podarcis raffonei (Aeolian wall lizard)
Lineage: Eukaryota; Metazoa; Chordata; Lepidosauria; Squamata; Lacertidae
Gene: MAGI2
Product: membrane associated guanylate kinase, WW and PDZ domain containing 2
Exons: 26
Coding region: 290-5164 (1624 amino acids)
Biological process (GO): signal transduction; receptor clustering
Cellular component (GO): cytoplasm; dendrite
Molecular function (GO): beta-1 adrenergic receptor binding; signaling receptor complex adaptor activity; SMAD binding
Source: RefSeq, a predicted model, not a curated record